AUGUCGCACUCGGGUCAAGCCAGCAAGGCCCCGUCGUCGCUGCCCUCGCGACCUCUUCGCACCGCCUCUUCGCCCUCCUACUCUUCCCACGCAGGCGUGGGCGGUCACGAUGACAAGGAAGUUGCCUUCGCCGAGCUUCAGAUGCUCUCUCAGAACCAGCGAAAGCUGGCCACGCUCACCAGUCGCAUGACCACCAUCCUCUCCGGCUUCGACAAACGCCUCAUCAAGCUCGAGGGCAGUAUCUUACCCAUCCACAAAGGGACACAGAAACUGGCCCGCAUGUCCGACAACAUUGACCUCACCUUGGCCGCGCUCAACAAGACCCUAGGUCACUACGACGUCGUCAUCGACGAACAGCCGCUGCUCAAACAGGGUCCCGAUGCCAGAGACACACGGCCCUACAUGGACACGAUUGACCGCGUCAUCAAGGGGCUCAACUACCUGCAAAAGUCCAACCUCCAGAGCCAAGAAGGUGUCAUGAAGCGCAUGAACGACCUCAUCGAACUCGGCGCCCGCAACUUGUGCGAUGUCAUCUCGAAUUGGGUGCGCGCAGACUCGGAAGCUGUCGACCUGUACGAAUACAUCCGCAACGCACACUACCCCGUGCUCUCCGAAGCGACACACAACGCCAUCGUACCCAUCCUGAACUACCUCUCCACGCUGCCGCAGCAUCCACGCACCGGAUACGCACCCCUUUCAGCUGGUUUUGCUGCAUAUGCCUCGGUACGAAGCAAGUAUCUCACGCAAUGUCUCACUCCCUUGGCAGCCGCCAUGCAGCAGCACGCGCUCGAAAAGAUUGGCACCGGUGCCAGCGCUGCAGGUAUGGUCAUGGUCACGCACGACGACGAUUCGGACCACCACUCGGCCUACCGUCGAGGCCAGGCUGGCGCCGUCGAGCUGUUUGAGGCAUACUAUGGCAUGCUUGACAACGAGUACCGUGUCCUCCAAGGACUUCUUUCUUCGGCGGAGUUGAGCCAAGAGACGCUCCUGCUUGCGUCGGCCUUUUCACAGCUGGUGGCGCAAUCGCUUACGGACCUCAUCGAGUCGUUGAGCACAGUACAGUCGCAUGUGCGCCGCCACCUGGCCACCCACACGUCUUUCCUGCUCGAUUUGAUCGGCGCUCUCUCUGCAAUCAUAUUGACGGGCCGAUGGGACGUGCUCAUCCGCUCCAUGGAGGAUUCACCAGAAGCACCACUGCAUAGCACCUUCCCCAUCGACAAGGCCGAACUCGACCUGCACGCGGGCUUCGCACCCGCAGCUGAGCUUCUCGAGAUCUACAACAAGCUGAAAAACACGGCCAUCGGCAUUUUCCCGCGCUUUAUCGAAGACGUCAAAGCCAUUCCGUCGCGCAAAGUUGCUGAAGUGCCCAGCACCUCGGUCAACGAGAUCACCUACUUGGGGCUCCAAUUCGUUCGGCAGAUCACAGAGUACAGCGACGUCGUCUCGCCGCUGCUGCACACGCUCGGCAACGGCAACUGGAUGAUGUCGAGCGGUGUUGCACCCGUGCUCUCGCUCGGGCUCGAUAGCGAUGCGAGCAAGCAGUCCAUCGUCGGCGACUACCUCAACGACGUGGUCGCUGUUGUGCUCACUUCGCUCGAAGCUCGCUCUCGUGCCAUCCGUCAACCUUCGACGGCAUCCGUCUUCCUGCUCAACAACAUUGGGCACCUCCGACGAACGUUGGCAGCGCCUUUGCCGAGCUAUCUGGGUGCCGGCGAGGAUGGAAGUAGCGCUUCGAUCGUUUCGCUGCACCUGGGGGAGAUGGGCGAGGAUCUGCUGGGUACAGCCUUGCGACAGGCGAAUACGGCGUACCUCGAUGCUUGGUCGCCUGUCGUCGCGCCGCUGAUGGAGGACCAGCCGCUGAAUGCGAACUACCAUCGUCACGCUACGUCCAAGCUGAUCGGCGUAGGGUCGGGAAGCGAAAAGAACCAGGUCAAGGAUCGGUUCGCCAAGUUCUACGAAGCGCUUGAGGAUUUGGAGCGGCUCCAUCGGGCAUAUCCGGUCAGCAAGGAGGAUCACGAGCUCAAGGACAGGCUCAGGCGGGACGUAACACGGCUUGUGUGCCCCAUGUAUGGGCGCUUCUUGACCAAGCACAAGGCGAGUGACUUCACAAAGAAUCCGAGCAAGCACAUCCGCAUGACCGAACAGGAGGUCGAGGAGAAGAUCGCCAGCCUCUUCCGAUGA
Messenger RNA from Sporisorium graminicola, 2181 nucleotides. RefSeq lists its product as uncharacterized. The transcript has a single exon. Gene Ontology annotation, molecular function: phosphatidylinositol-4,5-bisphosphate binding. The record is from RefSeq and is a predicted model, not a curated record. Gene Ontology annotation, cellular component: exocyst. Gene Ontology annotation, biological process: exocytosis. Bases 1 to 2181 code for a protein of 726 amino acids. Lineage: Eukaryota; Fungi; Basidiomycota; Ustilaginomycetes; Ustilaginales; Ustilaginaceae.